CUCGACGCAGCAUCAGAACUCCCCGGAAAAUCCAGGUGAGAUAUUAAUGGUGUGAAAGAGCCGCUCAAAGCCCCUUCAGGGGUGAUGUGACAGGUACAAGCCCACUGGCGAGGGAUUCCCGUGCCCAUGAAGGGCAUGAGCUGCCCCAAAAUCUCCUGUGCACCCCAGGAAAGGCGGCAGUGCAGAUGCACGAGAAGGCGGAGAAGCAGGAGGGUGAUGAAAAAAACCCCAGUGGCUUCUCUGGGAUCCCAGGGGGAUGAGCCCUGGGCAGGUUUUAAUCACCCAGCUGAGGACUUUGCUUUGGCUGCUGUGCCUUACGGAGGAUUUGGGAGAUUUGAGCUGAGGCAGAGUGAGUAUUAAUUUGGAUUAUUGGGAUAUUAGCUUGAAUAUUAGCUGCCUUACAGGGGAUAAGUCGGGCAGGGCUCCGGGGCACCGCAGACACAUAAAUAACCAGCAGCCCCCCCCCCCAUUAAAGCACAGAAAGGUGGGGGGAAACUAAGUCACAGAAAAGGCACCUGCCUCACCCAGCGCGGCGCAGAGAGGAGCCAACGUUCCCCCGCCAUGAGGCCACCCUCGGCCUUCAGCAUCGUCUGCUGCGCUUUUAAGGAGCUAAAUUUAACCCCCGGGUUUGCACAGCGAGCUCCUGCAGUUCACUGCCGCUUGGUUUCCUGCCUCUCCACCGCGCAGAAGUUUCGCUCUUAACACAAAAUCCGCGGGGGAAACUCCCUGCCCCGACGUUUGCUGCCGCUGAACUUUUUUAUUUCAGCUGCCACUCGCUGAGCCUGAUGUCGCACGGCGUGCCCCCAGCCGCGGGAAGGAGGGCCCCCCGCCACAGCAUGAUGGAGAUGGAAGAAAUAUUCCUCCAGCUCUGUGAGGAGGUCACCAGGUUGCAGGAUCUGUGCACCAAGCAGGGCAAGCUCCUCCAGAAGCUGGCUGCCAGGAAGGGACCCAUCCUUGAUAUCCCCGUGUCGCUGCCAAUCCAGUGCACGGAGGAUAUGGUCACGCAGGAAGAGGAAAGGCCACCAGAGAGCCACCAGAAAUGCCCAGAGGCCCUGGCAUCUUCCAGGUCUGACCCGGAGGGCUCUGCUCAGCCCCUGGCGCAGCUGCACGCUGCCGGCAUGCUGCCCGCCCUCGAUGGCAAACACUCACCAAGCACGGCGAACACCAGUGUCUUUGGCGGUGGAACUGGAGGAGCAGCUCUUGCCAUAGCUUUUGGCAGCAACAGGGCAGAGAGGAGCGAGAAGGUGGAUGUAGACACGUGGCUGCAAACCUGUAGGAUGCUUCCUACUGUGACAGCCCCCAGGGAAGACGUGGGAGCUGGCUGCAGCCCAGAGGAAUUUGUGGCACCAAACCCAGUCGCUGGGGACUCCUUUCUGACUCUUCUGGACCUCUACGAGGCACCAGAAACCCUUCGGAUGGAAGAUGCUCCCAGCGAAAGUGCUCUGCCCGCGGAGGCUAAAGGCCCAGUAGAGAUCCGAGGACCCGUGAAGACGUCCUGGACGCCGGGCUGGGUGCUGGAGGACGGUGAUGGGGCACUGGGGCAAGGCGCUGGCCUUGCCUCUGAGGGUGCUCAGGCUUGUGACAUUUGCCAGGAGAUGUUCCCCUCGGACGCAGCGGGCCAAGCAGGCUAUUUAAAGCACGUCUUAGCCCACAUGAAGUAGGACUCGUCUUCAUCGGAAAUUCGCAUAUUUGCACCUCGAUCAGCGUGAUGGGCUCCGGACCUUCAUGAGAUCGUGGUGCCAGCUGUGGCCGGGGCCAGCUCCGGCAGAGCUGCUCUGCCCGGCGAUCCACUAUGCUCCCAGACUCGGCUCUCGAUGCGAUGCUUGAUGAGGUUGAGGGCUCUGGGUGUGUUUUGGCUUGUUGAGCUUUGUGGAUAUCAAAGCUGCU
Molecule: messenger RNA, 1887 nt
Organism: Falco peregrinus (peregrine falcon)
Lineage: Eukaryota; Metazoa; Chordata; Aves; Falconiformes; Falconidae
Exons: 4
Coding region: 786-1661 (291 amino acids)
Biological process (GO): canonical NF-kappaB signal transduction
Source: RefSeq, a predicted model, not a curated record